Plasmodium adleri (nom. inval.) is the source of this 630-nucleotide messenger RNA. RefSeq names its product Plasmodium exported protein, unknown function. The coding region runs from base 1 to 630 and encodes 209 amino acids. The record is from RefSeq and is a predicted model, not a curated record. NCBI's taxonomy places the organism in Eukaryota, Apicomplexa, Aconoidasida, Haemosporida, Plasmodiidae. The transcript is spliced from 2 exons.
AUGAUAUUUUCUUAUUUCAAAAUAUUAUCUAUAGAAAUACUAGUGUGUUUAUUACUCCUAUUAAAUAUUGAUCAGCCUAAAGAUAUAAAUCUUAUAAAAAUAGAUAUACACAAUGUAUUUGUUAAAGGGAAUACAAGAUAUUUAGCAGAAUAUAAUAGUGAAAAUAAAGAAGAUCAAACAUUACAACAGAAAUCACACCUCGGAAUAGUGAAAAAUAUAUUUACCAAAAAAGAACAAAAAAAAAAAAAAAAAAAAUUACCUAAAUCACAAAGAGCAACAGCAACAGAAAGAGCACUAGCAAUGAACGCUUAUGUAGAUUACUUAAAGGAAACCUGCAACGGAAGUGAAAAACUCAUGAGUCUUAAAUUUAUUUCAUACCUUAUUAGAUAUAUGGAUAUAACAUAUGAAGAAAAAAAAACACUUCAAGGUCUCGUUGAGCAAUAUAUAUAUAGUAACAUUGAACAUGAGAAAUAUGAAUUGUCUAAACUUAUUGAUGUUUAUAUAAAUAAAGAAGAAGAUGAAUAUACUAUAAUUAAUUUUAAAAAUAUUCUUUAUGAUAAAGAAAGAGUAGAAUCCUUAAAAUAUUCUGAAAAAUGUUUGUUUUUCUAUAAGAUAUUUCCCUUCUUGUAA